Messenger RNA from Auanema sp. JU1783, 1389 nucleotides. The record is from the annotation of a GenBank genome assembly. Lineage: Eukaryota; Metazoa; Nematoda; Chromadorea; Rhabditida; Rhabditidae.
AUGUGGACAAGUUUUCGGGCUGUGACUGCUGAAGUUUGCAUUGUUGGAGCUGGUCUUGCUGGAUUAUCCGCUGCUGCACAUCUACAGAAGAAUGGCAUAGCCUUCACACUACUGGAAGCUUCAAACCGCUUAGGUGGUAGAGUAUAUCCGACAGAAUAUCAGAACAGCACUAUCCAACUCGGCGCCGAAUUCAUCAAUGGUAAGGACAACGAAAUGUACAGAAUCGCCUCACGCUUGAAGCUUAUAAGUGGGAAAGAAGAUGAUUAUAGCAUUUAUGAGAACAAUCCAUUGGUUGCUACAGGCUCCGCCCAAUUCGAUCCAGAGCUCAUGACCGCAUGGUCUGAGUUCGUGGAUCCUCUGGAGAAUGAGUUUUAUGAACAAUCAAACGAACAUUUAGCAAUGACGAUUGGAGAACUCUUUCGAAGCAAAUAUGAUGUCUGGAUAAAGGAUCAUGCGGAGAACAAGACAGUUUUCGAUGAGCUCGCCAAAACAUAUGUGAACUACUACGAAUCUGAAUGGUCUGCUGAUAUUAACAAACUUGCACUGGCGAACUUCCACCACUGGGACGAUGGAAGUGAAGAUGAAUCUUCCUUCACGAUGAGGGGAAAGGGCUUUGGGGGUGUUUUGAAAGAAAUCGUGAAACGUGUAGACCAGAAGAAGAUUCGAUUGAACUCAGAAGUAUCGAAAAUUGAAUGGCAAACUUCUCCUAUACGGGUUUCAUUGUCAACCAACCAAGUGGUCGAAUGUCAGACUGUCAUAUUAACAGUUCCACUAGGAGUGUUGAAAGCAAACUCUAUCAGUAUCCUUCCUGAACUACCUCAAGCGAAGAAGCGAGUGAUCAAUGAUCUUGGUUUUGGAAGAUUGGAAAAACUUUUCUUAGUUUAUGACAAGAUUUGGUGGGAUAAAGACGCCUCACACUACAUCACUCUUAACUUCGGUGAAGAGUACAAAUCUUUCGUCUCCAGCAUCAGAGGAUUCGAAAGCAUGGAUGAACAACCUAAAAUGUUGAAAGUAUGGAUUUCUGGUUCAGGACCAGAACAACUCUCAAAUCUAAGCGAAAAUGAAAUCAAGAAGGAAAUUACAUUCUUCCUACGAACUCAAAUGAAUGACUCCAGUAUUCCAGAGCCUACAACUAUCGUGAUACACAAAUGGCUAGCUGACAAGUACACUAAAGGAGCGUAUAGUUACAUCACACCGGAAGCCUAUACCCAUUUCAAAGAUCCCUAUGGAGAAAUGAUGAAACCUGUGAAACAUCAGAACAAAUCAGUCAUAUGCUUUGCAGGUGAACACACUCAUCGAACUCUUUACCAAACAACUAGUGGAGCUUACGAAUCGGGUCUACGGGAAGCUAAUAGAGUUGUGAAUGAAUUCAAAGAGAAGAAAGGUUAA